CGCUCAGCAAGCAAUGCCAGGAGGGGCAAAGUGCGCUUCUCCGAUCAGUUCAGAGCCCUGACGAAGCUGCCUUGGGGUUUGAAACCAGACGCAACCCUCUCCAGGAGAAUCCUGCAAAUCCGCGGCCUGAGAGCUGGAUAAGGUGACCCAGAAGGAAAGGUGGGGAGGAGGAGGAGGAGGAGGAAGAUGAAGAGCAGGUUCUUGACGGUGUUUCUCCUGGGGUCGCUGUGCGUCUGGGUGGGCCCGGAGUGCGGGUGCAGAGCUCAGGGAGAGGCGGCGAGAACCGGAGGAGCGCCGAAGAGCCGGGAUGCCAGGCCCGCCCUGGAAGCAGUGGCCGAGCAGAGGUACUACCUGAGCAGGCUAUUCGGCCACUAUGGGCAGGGCGGCAGGAUCUCCUCUGAGGGUCUCCACAGGCUCUUGAUGAGCCUGGGCCUAGGCCAGGUCCAGGUGGUGGAGAUCGAACACGAGAAGCUGGGCCAUGCCCAUGUGUCCCAUCUGGACGCCCUAGAGCUCCAGGAACGCAAGCACAUCCACAGUCACACCACACAGGACCACCUGUCCAUGCUGGCCGGGCAGUCUGGGGGCACCACCGGCCCGGACAGAGGUGCCCAGGGAGCGAGAGCCACCACAGCGUCCAGCCUCAGAUCCUCCAAAUGGACGAAGGACAGGAGGACAGAGACUCCUGCAGCCCGACGGGAUUCCCUGGGAGACGCCCAGGGGAAUGUCCGGGGUCGGGGGAGGCUGCGGCAAUGGAGGAGCAUGGGGGGUCACCGAACACAGAGAUCGCCGCAGGACCAGCCCCUCCCUGCCCCAUCCCACAGGCUCACUGAUGAUGAUCGGGUCCUGAACCAUUCCAUGUAUAACCACCUCCAUGAAAAUUGUCUGAACGUAACUCAGCUCCUGGUCAACUUUGGGCUGAGCGAUACGCGCGGGAUUACGCCGAAACAGUUCACCUACAUCUGCCCAGCCUUACUCUAUCAGAUAGACAGCCGGCUCUGUAUCCAGCACCAUGACUCACUGCAGGCCCAGCCGCGAGAGAUUACACAGAUGUCGGUCUGGCUCAGUGGGUUCAUCGCCAUUACCCUGAUCAGCUUGACAUCGCUGUUGGCCGUGGCCAUCAUUCCAUUGCUCAGUCGUUCCUUUUCCAAGAUCCUGCUCCGGUUCCUGGUCACUCUAGCCAUUGGUACACUGUCUGCAGAUGCCCUGCUCCACCUCAUCCCUCAUAGCAGGCAGCUACAGCGGCAGGAGGAGCAUUCCGAGGCAGCAGAGAAGGACUCUAUCUGGAAGGGGUUGUCCGUGCUCGGAGGGAUCUACCUCCUCUUCCUCAUCGAGACCCUCCUGGGCCUGUUCAGGAACUGCAGAGUAGGGAAGGCAGGGCGCGGAAGGGGCCCCAACAAGGACAAAGGCCGAGGCGGUAAGGUUUGGGCGAACAAGGGCAAUGAGACAGAACUCCAGCGGCUGGCGCCAGGUGUAGCUCCUGGCAACAGUGCUCACCCGGAAGAUGACAAAGACGCCUCCCUCAGUGUCCAUGUGACUCCUGACUCACUGGAGCAGAACAGGGGGGAUGCGCCUCCAGGUCACUCCCACACUCAGACAACCACCGGUAGGACCACUCGUGUCCAGGAGGGACAGCACCCCAGGCACAGCAUGGAGCAAGAGACCCAUGGUCAUAGCCAUGGGCGUUCCCACAGGCCGGCAAACAUGAGGAAUGCUGGAAUAGCCACGAUCGCCUGGAUGGUCAUUGUUGGUGAUGGCGCCCACAACUUCACAGACGGCCUGGCCAUCGGAGCUGCGUUUUCCACAGGGAUUUCAGGAGGUUUAAGCACUGCCAUCGCUGUGUUUUGUCAUGAGCUUCCCCAUGAACUGGGUGAUUUUGCAGUGCUCCUGCGAGCGGGGCUCACACUCAGACAGGUUGUAGUAUUUAACUUGGUGUCAGCUCUCGUUAGUUACCUGGGUUUGGCUGUUGGAAUUGCUAUUGGCCAGCACACUGCCUACGUAACACCCUGGAUCUUUACUGGAACUGCAGGCAUCUUCCUCUAUGUGUCUCUGGUCGACAUGCUCCCGGAAAUGAUACAUGCGCAGACAGGGAGCGGGGAGCACAGUCCGCUCGGGAUGUUUCUCAGUCAGAAUCUCGGCUUCCUGCUCGGUGUUGGGACCAUGCUCUGCAUCGCCCUGUUUGAGAACAAAUUACAGCUAGACAUCAGCUUUUAGGAGGCGUCAAACUGGACAGAAGUGGGACAGAAAAAAGACCUCGGGCCAUCUCUCACAAAGUGGGAUCUUCCUAUUCUCAAACACCUUGAGGUUCCUUCCCAGCGACUCGGCCGCCUCCUGCGGUCCCAGUGGGGUUGGCACGUCCUGCCUUUCUCAAAAUCCUGCCGAGCGCCUGGACAUCGGAAAUGUGCUGCCUUCAGAUGCCAGGAGACCACAUUGAACUGUCUUCCUUUCAGUCUCUGCACCUACAGACUUUCCUACGUGUUCCCUGGCCUCUAUAAAGUGUAGCCAUGUUUACUUGGGACUUUCACAUCUCUGGCCAGGAUCCCAUACGCAUGAGCAAGGAUGUGGCUGGGUGGAGUUAGUGUAUCAUUCGGAGGAAUUAACCCAACACAGCAUGUCAUCCACACCAGAUAAUCCUUUACCAUUAGCUGCAGACAGUUUUAUUCAACACUGUAACACACCGAUACAUCCCACAACACUCACUGUAACACACCGAUACAUCCCACAACACUCGCUGUAACACACUGAUACACCCCGCACCCCUCACUGUAACACACCGAUACACCCCACACCCCUCACUGUAACACACCGAUACACACCACACCCCUCAGUGUAACACACCGAUACACCCCGCACCCCUCACUGUAACACACCGAUAUACUCCACACCCCUCACUGUAACACACCGAUACACCCCACACCCCUCACUGUAACACACCGAUACACCCCACACCCCUCACUGUAACACACCGAUAUACCCCUCACUGUAACGCACCGUUACACCCCACACCCCUCACUGUAACACACCGAUACAUCCCACAACACUCGCUGUAACACACCGAUACACCCCGCACCCCUCACUGUAACACACCGAUAUACCCUUCACCCCUCACUGUAACACACCGAUAUACCCCGCACCCCUCACUGUAACACACCGAUAUACCCUUCACCCCUCACUGUAACACACCGAUAUACCCCGCACCCCUCACUGUAACACACCGAUAUACCCUUCACCCCUCACUGUAACACACCGAUAUACCCUUCACCCCUCACUGUAACACACCGAUAUACCCCACACCCCUCACUGUAACACACCGAUAUACCCCACACCCCUCACUGUAACACACCGAUAUACCCCGCACCCCUCACUGUAACACACCGAUAUACCCCGCACCCCUCACUGUAACACACCGAUACACCCCACACCCCUCACUGUAAUACACCGAUAGACCCCACACCCUUCACUGUAACACACCGAUACACCCCACACCCCUCACUGUAACACACCGAUACACCCCACACCCCUCACUGUAACACACCGAUAUACCCCACACCCCUCACUGUAACACACCGAUACACCCCACACCCCUCACUGUAACACACCGAUACACCCCACACCCCUCACUGUAACACACCGAUAUACCUCACGCCCCUCACUGUAACACACCGAUAUACCCCACACCCCUCACUGUAACACACCGAUAUACCCCACACCCCUCACUGUAACACACCGAUACACCCCGCACCCCUCACUGUAACACACCAAUAUACCCUGCACCCCUCACUGUAACACACCGAUAUACCCCACAGCCCUCACUGUAACACACCGAUAUACCCCACAGCCCUCACUGUAACACACCGAUAUACCCCACACCCCUCACUGUUUCAGUCCGAUAUACCCCACAGCCCUCACUGUAACACACCAAUGUACCCCACACCCCUCACUGUAACACACCGAUAUACCCCACACCCCUCACUGUAACACACCGAUACACCCCACACCCCUCACUGUAACACUCUGAUAUACCCCACACCCCUCUCUGUAACACACCGAUAUACCCCACACCCCUCACUGUAACACACCGAUACACCCCACACCCCUCACUGUAACACACCGAUAUACCGCACACCCCUCACUGUAACACACCGAUAUACCCCUCACCCCUCACUGUAACACACCGAUAUACCCCUCACUGUAACACACCGAUACACCCCACACCCCUCACUGUAACACACCGAUACACCCCACACCCCUCACUGUAACACACCGAUAUACCCCUCACUGUAACGCACCGUUACACCCCACACCCCUCACUGUAACACACCGAUACACCCUACCCCCCUCACUGUAAUGCACCGAUACACCCCACACCCCUCACUGUAACACACCGAUAUACCCUGCAGCCCUCACUGUAACACACCGAUACACCCCACACCCCUCACUGUAACACACCAAUAUACCCCACAGCCCUCAACUGGACAUGCUGAUAUCCCCCACAACAUCAUAGAAUGAUAGAAUUUUACUGUAUAGAAGGAACCUGUUUGAUCCAUCAUGUCCAUCCUGGUUCUGAAAGAAUAUUCUUCUUUACCUUGUCAAAACUGCUCAUCAUUUGUACACCUUGGUAAGGGUCACCCCUUAAUCUUCUCUGAUCCAAUGUGAAUGAGUUCAAACUUGCGAAUUGUCCCUUCUCUCCAAAAUCCCCCAGUCCCACAGUGUUUUAUUAAGCCUCCCUUACACUCUCUUUAACAUCCUUCAUUCAAUAAGGUGCCCAGAACUGAACAAAAUAAUCUCAAGGUACUCCAAACUUAACUGAUAACAUGAACAAAUUGCGCAUUUUUCUAUGUUCGGUGAAUGAAUGAAAUGAAAUGUAAUAAA
This is a messenger RNA of Stegostoma tigrinum, 4869 nucleotides long. RefSeq names its product zinc transporter ZIP10. Gene Ontology annotation, biological process: zinc ion import across plasma membrane; intracellular zinc ion homeostasis; BMP signaling pathway. NCBI's taxonomy places the organism in Eukaryota, Metazoa, Chordata, Chondrichthyes, Orectolobiformes, Stegostomatidae. The record is from RefSeq and is a predicted model, not a curated record. The transcript has 11 exons. Gene Ontology annotation, molecular function: zinc ion transmembrane transporter activity. Gene Ontology annotation, cellular component: membrane. Bases 187 to 2211 code for a protein of 674 amino acids.